GGAGACUCCAUCACUUGAACCCGGAGUUUGCUGAUUUGGGAAAUCUAACUAGCUGGUUCAAUAUGAAGACCCCAUCUCUGCUGCUCACAUACCAGGAUUACAGGUUCCAGGCUGGCUCUGUUGCUGCUCUCCAUUGGCCACACCUGGCUGCUGAAAGGGCCUCGGACUGGAUGAUGAGUCUCCCCACUCUCGAGGGAGCUGCCAUGAGCCAAGGCACGCAAGUAUCAACCAAUGCUCGAGCAUGUUGUAUGUCAGAAAGGAAACCUGUAACUGAGCAUGGGGCUUCCAGCUGCCAAGCAGGGCUUCACCAGCAGGCAACCUUAGCCACCACAUCAGGGAAGAAGGCCUGCUGGAGCCCGUCAUCUGGAUUGCCACACGACUGAUGAAAAGGACAUGUGCAGCCCAGCAGGUGCCUCCCCACUACGGCUCAGUUAGGGCCUAAUGAUGAGAAGCAGGAACAGGAGAGCAGUGUUGGGGCUGCCAAGAUCCCUUUUUACAUGUACAGGAGCCAGCCAAUGAGCUGCCAGGCUGAGGCUGCUCCCCAGAGCUGAGGCAAGGUCUAGCCGAUUUUCUUUGGAUGCCAUUUAGAGGCCGAGACUAUCCUGAACGUUCUCAGCUCUAUGGUACCAGAUUUAAUCUUCCCAGCCAGGGAGAAGAGGGUUUUCUGAAACUUGUCCAUGGGAACAUGGGAUUCUGCUAUCAACAGACCCUGAAGAGGAAGCCAAUAGCUGUGGACACCACAUCCACUUUCUAGUGUGUCGUUUUAAGGGCUCAGGAAAGACGUGAAAAAGAGAUCUCACUGCCUCUUGUGACUGCUGAUAUUUGAGAAGUAUCCCCAUGGCUCCUUAUCACAUUCGCCAGUACCAGGAGAGGGACCGCAAAAGGGUCCUGGAAUUGUUCUCCAGGGGCAUGGAGGAGCAUGCCCCUGCCACCUUCCGCCACCUGCUGAAACUGCCCCGAACCCUCCUGCUCUUACUUGGGGUGCCUCUUGCCACAGUCCUGGUGUCUGGCUCCUGGCUCCUGGCUGUUGUAUGCAUCGUCUUUCUGCUUCUCUUCUUGCGGUUCCUUGCCGGCCAGCCCUGGAAGAAUUAUGUGUCCAUGUGUUUGCACACAGACAUGGCUGACAUCACUAAGUCCUACCUGAGUGUGCCUGGCUCGGGUUUCUGGGUGGCUGAGUCUGGGGGACAGGUAGUGGGGACAGUGGCUGCUCGGCCGGUCAAGGCUCCCCCAUCAGGGAGGAAGCAGCUGGAGCUUUUUCGCCUGUCUGUGUCCUCACAGCAUCGAGGACAGGGGAUGGCGAAAGCCCUGGUCAGAACUGUCCUCCAGUUUGCACGGGACCAGGGCUACAGUGACCUUGUCCUUGAGACCAGUGUCAUACAGCAAGGUGCUGUGAGCCUCUAUGAGGCUAUGGGAUUCCAGAAGACAGGCCUAUUCUUACUGGACGGCAUUGUCGGAAGAGUCAUUGACUUUUUUGUAAUUCGUUUCAUGUACCCACUCCCUUCUGCUCAGGAACCCAGACUUUGAUCUUAUUUCUUUCCAUAUCUGCCACGCUCCAUUUCACUGUACUGUAACAAGGAAACCCUGAUAUUUCAGUGGACAAAUAAUAAAGGCAUGUUUUUCAGGC
This is a messenger RNA of Peromyscus californicus insignis, 1624 nucleotides long. Its product is annotated as N-acetyltransferase 8-like. NCBI's taxonomy places the organism in Eukaryota, Metazoa, Chordata, Mammalia, Rodentia, Cricetidae. The transcript is spliced from 7 exons. The coding region runs from base 838 to 1524 and encodes 228 amino acids. The record is from RefSeq and is a predicted model, not a curated record. Gene Ontology annotation, molecular function: N-acetyltransferase activity.